Molecule: messenger RNA, 663 nt
Organism: Chondrus crispus (carragheen)
Lineage: Eukaryota; Rhodophyta; Florideophyceae; Gigartinales; Gigartinaceae
Exons: 1
Coding region: 1-663 (220 amino acids)
Biological process (GO): protein deubiquitination
Cellular component (GO): nucleus
Molecular function (GO): cysteine-type deubiquitinase activity
Source: RefSeq, a predicted model, not a curated record
AUGGGCAGCGAGACGCUAGACUCAUACCAUCUCAACUUUGCGCUCGACGCCUUCAAGCUGUCGCUAGAACCGGUGGUAUCCUGCCGCCGCUCGCUGCCACCGCAGGACCAAAAGGCGUUCCUGCUCCUCCACCACAAGCGAUGGUUCACGCUACGCCGCUUCGGCAAGCACUGGAUCAACCUGAGCGACCGGGUGCCGCGGCCCUGCCAGAUCCUGCCCGCGCACCUCGCGCUCUCGCUGUCGCAUCUGCAGCAGGACGGGUGCGUCGCGUACGUGGUCAAGGGGGACUUGCCCGCGUGCACGGCGGACGCGGCGUCGUUGUUCGACACGCACUUCCAGUGGAACCUGCGGCCCGUGCGGCACGACGACGGCGAUGACGAUGAUGAGGACGAGGACGAGGACGAGGACCCCGAUGACGACGCCGAGGACCCCGACUCCCACUUCGCGUACGGCCCGUGCGGCGGCGAGGAGUGCGACAAGGUCGGGGUCUGCGUGUGCGGCAGCGACGAGGAGGGCGCGGACGAGGGCGAGUUGGACGACGAAGACGCGUUCGCGAGAGACUUGGAGGCCGCUAUCCGGCUGAGCUUGAUAGACGCAGGCGCGGGAAAGGAGCUCUGCAUACGCCGCAAGUCGCCGUCUACCUCGGCUGUUUCCGAGGAGUAG